Messenger RNA from Melitaea cinxia (Glanville fritillary), 910 nucleotides. RefSeq lists its product as uncharacterized. The transcript is spliced from 2 exons. Bases 161 to 565 code for a protein of 134 amino acids. The record is from RefSeq and is a predicted model, not a curated record. Lineage: Eukaryota; Metazoa; Arthropoda; Insecta; Lepidoptera; Nymphalidae.
ACGCGUUUACCCGUCCACAUAUGCGAUCAUGAUACGCGGAUACGGUGAUCGGAUCGUGCAAAUAAUACAUGUCUAGACCCGGCUUAAUGAUUUUUUUUUGUUUUGUUACAGGUAUUUAAUUACAGGAGCUUCUUUUAAGUCUUUAGCUUUUAGCUAUCGUAUGGGAUUCACUACCGUGCGUAAUAUAGUCCACGAAACCUGUAAAGCAAUAUUUACUGUAUUAAGGUCGACUGCAUUGCCGAAACCCACGAGCCAACAAUGGCAGUCAAUUGCAACCGACUUUGAUAAAUUUUGGAAUUUUCCUAACUGCAUUGGGGCAAUAGAUGAUGUCGGAGCAUAUGGUCGAAAUAGCGAUGGCGGUAUACUCCAAAGCUCUAAAUUUGGUUCGAAACUACGUAAUGGGUUUUUAUGCAUACCACCGGAAAAGGCUUUACCACAUUCAACUCAAAAAUUACCCCACGUAUUUGUCGCCGAUGAAGCCUUUCCACUAACAGAAAAUAUUAUGAGACCAUACCCCUCACAUCUUUUAAAUGAUGAAAAAAAAGGAUAUUCAAUUAUCGCUUAAGUAGAGCACGGCGUAUUGUAGAAAAUGCUUUUGGGAUGUUACAAGAAAGAUUUGAAUUAUUUCAAAAAGGUAUAAAAGUUCAACCAAAGUACAUUAACAACAUCAUACUAGCAAGCACGUGUUUGCAUAACUUUAUCAUUGAUGGUCAUUCUAUGGAGGCGCUUAGCUCUAAUACUAAUAAUGCAAUCGAUAGAACCAAUGAUACAGUGUUCAACAAUCUCGAAGGGAUGGUUGUAAGAGAUUGUUUCACGGAAUAUUUUUCUAAUGUUGGUAACGUGUACUGGCAAAAUAAAAUUGUUAAUAGAUGUUAGCUUCUAUUUUUGACAAUAAAUAAGUAAAAAAUAA